CACAAACUUAAUUUAACAAAAACAAGAAUUCUCAUCCUCCAUAAACUUUGAUAGAUAUUUAAUGAAUAAGAAAAGUCAAAAUCAUAUUUUCUGUUUCCUACACAAUUCAUCAAUACAGGAGAUACUUAUUGUAGGACUACUAAUUUAAGUAAAACAACAUAUAUUGUAAUAGUUAUAUGUGUUAGAAAUAAUUAUUAAUUUUACACGUAUUUAAUAUGCUGGAUAUAUAAGCAAAAACAAACAAAGAAAUUUGGUAAGCCAAGAAAUUAUUGUACGAAAGUGAUGGAAAUACCAAGAAGAGUUUGAUCUUAAAUUUGGUUGCACUAGGAUUAUUAUUAAUUUUACUAUUUUACAGUAUUAUUGGCUCUGAUGAUAAGUGGACUUGUGAAAUUGAAUCUGCAAAUAAUAGAGGCCAUUACAUUUGUGUGGAAAUGAGAAGGACUAUGAAUUGUAAAACCAUAAGUGGUCCAAUAAGAUCAGAAAUAUUUUUGAAAGUGAAACAAGACCUUUAAGCCAGUGCAAUUAUUGAAUGUCCUUGGGAAAUAGCUGUUUCAGAAGUUAGAUUAUGUUUCAUAUUGCUUUCUAUCUCAAGUGUGUUGAUCGGAAUCUAUGCCUUGCGAAAGUCAAAUAAGAAGUAUGGCGAACUUAGUUUUUAAAUAGGAAUAGCCUUUUCUGUUUUGUUAUUGAUAUCUGCUUAUUUUGAUUAUAUUUCAAUCAAAGCUUCAUAGAUAAAUAAUUACAAUUUAUGCAAUUUAUAGGAGGAAUUUUCUAUAGAAGAGAAAAUGAAGGGAUAAAUGGAGUGUUCAUUCUCAUUUUAUAAUUUUACAGUAUUUCUUGAAUUAGCAUGCUCGAUUGCCUUGAUCAUAAAUUCUAUAUUUAUUAAUUAAUGGAGAUAUAAUCAAAUAACAGAACUGAAUGAUUAAUUGUGAAGAUAGUAUCUAUUUUGAUUUGUAUAAAAACUUGUU
Paramecium tetraurelia is the source of this 965-nucleotide messenger RNA. RefSeq lists its product as uncharacterized. Lineage: Eukaryota; Ciliophora; Oligohymenophorea; Peniculida; Parameciidae. The record is from RefSeq and is a predicted model, not a curated record. The transcript is spliced from 6 exons.